GUAUCUUUCACCUUCCUCGACAGAUGCAGACUACUUCAGUCAAUGCGUGUCUGUUUGGAAUGAGACUUUUCCUCAGGCUCCACCAUUGCGGAUCUUCACUUCGGAGCAAAGACCGUGUGGCUUUCUUUACUAUUUGAUUAUUCAUCGUUUCAAAAGUUAACACUCUAAGCCAACAUGGCAUUGAAAUCAGUUGUGAGCUGUGGGAAGUGCAAGAAGUAAAUGAGACACAGAUAAAGGAAAGAAAUUUUUUUCUGAAUUGAGUUCAAGAUAUCAGCGAUUGGUCAACUAGAAACUUCCAUGACAGCAAUCAUGACACAGUAUGUGACUACAGCUUCAUUACGAAAAGCAGUUGAUUCAGGGAACUGGUUCACCGUCAAAGCACUGUUGAAUAAAAGACAUGUGAGCAAAGAUGUUAUUGAGAAAUCUGGUUUACUGCAUAAGCUGGUGACCAGCACUGACAUCAGCUUAACGCUCAUGAAAGACAUUGUGGACAAGAUCUGUUCACAUCAUGUCGACCUUAACUCUCUGGACGAAGGAGGUAUGGGAGUUCUGCACAGACUUUGCAUGUCCUCUGAUACUGAGCAUGAUGAUAUCCUAUUCCUUCUGCUCAAAAAGGGCGUCAAUAUUAAUUUAACGAACAUUGACAAUGACACGCCUCUACAUGUUGCUGCUAAAUGCGGGAGCUGGCGGAUGAUGAUUGCUUUACUCCGUCGAGGGGCAAAAGGUGGUGUUGCAAAUAAAGAGAAGAGAACUGUUUUACACAUUUUUGCUGAAUAUUUUCCCUCGCUUAAGACACUUUCCCAAAAGUACAUUGACAACAUCUUUACACUGCUGAAGAAAACGUCUCUACAUAUAGAUGCCGUUGACUGUGAAGGCAACACCGCCCUCCAUGUAGCAGUUGGACGAGGAAAAAGUCUCAUUGCGGAGAAGCUGCUGACGAUUGGAGCUCGUGCUGAUGUUGUAGAUGCAGACGGUAGAACUGUGCUGCACAUCAUGGCGACACAAACACACGAAUAUUCCUCGUCCUUUUUGAUGCAAAUUGUGAAAUGUGGAGCAAAACUAGAAAUUAAGGACUGCGCGGGAAAUACUGCUUUCCAUUUAGCUUCCAUCUAUGAAAACUGGCAUUUCCUGGAAAUGUUUACAGAUACAUUUGUAUCCAAAACUGACGACAAUCAGAUUCAUUUUUCUUUCAAUGAUGAGUUGCGUGCAGCUGUCGAAGGGAGACGUUGGCAUGUCGUGAAAUGGAUGGUAAAGUACUCCACGGAUAUCAACAAACCUGACAGCCAGGGACUUACACUGUUACAAACACUCGCGCAGUUCAACUCUGACAAAAACGUGGAUGAAGCAUUCUCUUUACUAGUAGACAGGGGGGCAGACUUCACGGUUCAAACCAAAGAUGGCGAAAACUUGCUGCAGUUUUCCAUUAGACACAACAACUGGCUUGUUGCAGAGCGCUUAGUAAGGAUUGGGUUUGGCUUCUGCGAGCUUGACAGCGAGGAACGACUUGGCCUUCUUCAAAGACUUCUUGAACAAAAAGCGAAGCAGCCAACAUCACUUUUCAUUCUCCUCUGUAACAAUGCAGCCAAUAUUACAGUUCGUACUCAAAGUGGGGACACAUUAUUGCAAAUGGCAGCAAAGCAUGGCAAUAUAGCUAUGGUUAAAUAUCUGGCUCGCAAGUCAUGUAGAGAGACUUUAAACAAACUCGACAGUGAAGGUUUUAACAUUUGGCACAGACUAAUGCAGCAUCAAUAUGAAGAAUCGAGCGAGUGUCGUUCUAGAGAGUCGCCUUUACUUUCUGUUGUUAACCUUUUAAUAAGCAAAGGAGCUGACCUUCUGAGCCAAUGCACAACAGGCGACACGAUACUGCAUCUAGCAGCCAAAAACAAUCACUGGGACAUAGUUAAUCAUCUUGUUGAGUUUGGGUUUGAUGUAAACGAGGCUGACAGCGAGGGCCUGUGCCUUCUACACAGACUUGUAAAAUCUAAAGAAGACUUCCGAUGUUCUUCGUGCAAACUUAUUGAAAAUGCAUCGUAUAGACUUUUCCAGAAGCUUCUCAGGAUGGGAGCCGAUCCCUCCUUCCGUACUCACAGUGGUGACCAUGUCGUUCAUUUAGCGGCAAGACAAAGAAACUGGACAAUGGUCCUUCACUUUUUUGACCAACAAAAGGAUGUUAUUAAUGAGCUUGACAGUGAAGGGUUUAACAUCCUCCACAGGCUGGUUCAGGACAAUGUCACAAAGAGGAAGAGCUCACUUUUAGUAAAUUUAAUAAACAAGGGAGUCAAUCCGAACAUAUCAUCUCCACACGCCGGAAGUGCAUUGAACAUGGCGGUGAAAGCCCAUCAGUGGAGUUUUGCCAUACUUCUGGUGGAGAUGGGCGCUGAUUUAGAUUCUCAAGAUCCUGAAGGUAACACGGUACUGCACGUUACUGCAAAGAUGAACAACUGGUCCUUUGUAGUAUAUUUGUUAAAGAAAGGUGCACAUGCAAAGCUCCCGGACAGCGAAGGAUAUACUGUCUUACACAGGUGCCUUAGUGCUAGGAGGAACACGUGUGGACAAUUACAUCAAGACUGUGACACUACCAUGGAUCUUAUUUUAAACAGUGAUGUUGAUGUGACAAUCCAAGAUCCCGAAGGAAACUUAGCGAUUCAUCUACCAGCAAUAAACGGAGACAUGACUCUGGCCUAUAGGCUGAUAAAUACUUCUGUGAACUUGGAUUUAAGGGACAACGAAGGUUUUACAUGGCUUAUGAGAGCUUCACAACAACCGUCACCGGAAGAAGAACGUGUGAACUCUAACAGCGACACUGUAAGUGUUAUUAAACAAUUACUGGACAGUGGGGUCGACCCUGAAGCCCGUUCUCCCGAUGGGAUGACCGCUUUUGAAAUGGCUGUCCAGUGUAACAACUGGCCUGCAAUACUAGCGCUUCUUCCUCGAUGUGAAGUGAAGAUCGGUGACAAUGUUUCAUUGACGAAGGCACAGUACCUUCAUGAGCUGGCUAAACAAAAAGAUAUUCGUGAUGAGGAACUAAGGUCUUUCACGAAAACGUUACUAGAACAUGGCCUGAACAUCAACGAAGUUGACAGCCACGGUCGUUCACCUUUGAUCGUUGCAGCAAAACAUCAAAACUGGAAUUAUGUUGUUUUGCUAUUACAGUAUGGCGCAGAAGCAAAUGUAAAUGUCGACAACCAAUCUCUUUUAUAUUUUAUUAUUUCUAACCAUAAAGACAUUCCGCUUGCAUUACUUACGGCUUUGCUGGAUGCCAUAAGGUCUCGGGGAGUCGACUUCAAUAGUCGGGAUUAUAAAGGAGGGACAAUCUUGUUUGAAGAAAAUGUGUACUCUACUGUCUCCGAUGGACAGGAUUCUUCUAGCUCAUUGUUUAGUUUACUGGUCGACAUAGGAGUAAACCCUUUACUUGUUGAUUGUAAAGGACGCUCACUGCUCCGAUUCGCUUUAGAUUUACAUGGAGCUUUGGCAUUAAACCUGGUGAAAUUUCUCGUGCAAACUGGAGUAACUACCAUCAACCAAGGUAGUCACACUGCAGCUGACAUCAUCUGGGCUGACAUAGUCUCCAGUGUUGGAAAGCACCAAAGUCACCAUCCAGCGGCGCUCGUGGAGUCCACAUCCCAGUCUAAGAUGCCUUCAGGUUAUGUUAUAAGCCAGAACAUGCCUUCCUUAAGCGACAGCCUGACACUUACAAAAAAGACAGCAGAAUUAACAUCAGCUGCUGAAUCUGCAGCUUGGACUCUUAUUGGCAGCUUGCUGAGUGCUGAUAAUGUCACAAAGUGUGACAUAGAGCAGAGUUUUCUGCUCCAUAAACUGGCAGCAGCACCGGAAGUCGGUCUCUCGCUUGCACAAGGCAUACUGAAGAAAAUCUUAAAACAUGAAGUGGACAUCAACAUGAUAGAUAAAAAUAAAGAUACAGCUGUCGUGGUGGCUGCUAGAUGUGACAACACAAAGAUGGUGAUGGAGCUUCUAUCCCGACAGGCAGCUUUACCACCUGAUGUAACACACGUGUGUUCUUUCUUGCAGACUCUGACUAAGAACUGGAAACCACAAGAGACGCCUUAUAUGCACGCGCUUGUUGUCAAACUGCUGUGGGACAGACUACAAGACACAGCACUACACAGCUGUCACAAACAACUUCACCACACACUGGUCCGACUGGCAGUCACGUUUCACACGUCACUUGUACGUGAAAUGUUUGUAACAGAACAACAAGUGAACUCUCUAGACAGUGAGGGGAUGGCCGUGUUACACAGGUUAGCCAUGUUUGAUAGCGAUGACCAUAUCCGCCUUUUGCACUAUUUCAUCAGCAAAGGGGCAAAUGUCAAUCUACAGAAUACUUUCGGUGAUACACCUCUACAUAUUGCUGCCAAAAAUAGCAACUGGAUGAUGAUGGAGGCUUUGUUACACCGACAAGCUUACAGUGAUGUGACUAAUUGUGAACAGUUCUCAGUCUUACACAUAAUGGCUUCUUACACAGAUUCUAAACCUUUUUCGAAAAUUGACCAGAUAUUUCAAUUGUUAAUUUUCAACAAUAACAAUGUCAACAAAAAGGACGGCGAAGGAAACACAGCCUUACAUCUGGCAGCCCUCGCCGGUAACAUAACGUUUAUGAAGACAUUGUUAGAUCAUGGUGCUCGUGCUGAGGGUGUUAAUGACGAGCAGAAGACAGUUCUACACAUGAUGGCCAUGACAAAAAGAGAAGUGUUCUCCAAUAUAAAUCCCUGCAUAAACGUUUUAGUGCUGACUGUAAAGAGAGGCGCAGAUAUUCAACAAAAGAAUUGUGAUGGUAACUCUGCUCUGCAUCUUGCUGCUAAACAUGACAACUGGGGCUUGGUGGAAUUUUUGUUGAAGUAUGUUGACGAUGCUGCUCAGCCUGACAGUGAAGGCUUCAACAUUCUUCACAGACUUGCCAUGGUGAUAUCUUUGCAAGGCCGCAGUUUGUUUCACAAGGUGGCUCAAAAAGUUGGUGACAUCAAUGCAAAAAGUAAACAGGCGAUACAGCCAUACACCUGGCUGCAAAAUGUCAGAACUGGGACAUGCUUGGCGCUGACUACACCUGUCGUGAUCAAAACGGCGACACUGUGCUGCACCUGGCUGCCAAAUAUGGCCACUGGAAGAUUGUCGAAACACCUUGCAAACCUUGGGGCAGAAGCAGACACACCAGAUAGCGAAGGGUUUUCGGUUCUUCACAGAAUAGCAGUAACAGACAGAAGUCAUUUAGUUCCUGUUGAAGAAUUCGCACAGCACGGUACAUCUAUAAAUCAAAAGAAUCCGCAAGGAAACACACCUCUUCAUCUUGCUGUCAAAAAUAACAACUUGGAAGUGGCCAAAGAACUCGUAAAAUGCGGGGCAGGUGUUAACGAUGUCGACGCCGAAGGCUUCACAGUCCUUCACAGGCUAGGACAGAGACAAAAUUAUGAUGACUUAUGUAAAUCGCUACUUGAACUCUUGCUUGAAAAGGGAGCUAGGUGUGACAUUGAGUCAAAUAAACACGAGAGUGUUUGCGAAAUUAUCGUUCAAAAUGAAAACUGGAGCAUGAUGAAAUGUUUGCUUGAUCAAGGAACACUUGUAUUCAGAGAAUACGAAGCCAAAUGUCUUUUGCACCAGUUAGUUUGCAGUCACCAUGGAGACGACUACACUAAUGUUUGUGACCUACUGAUUGAGAAAGGAUUGUCUGUUAAUACUAAAAAUUGUGAUGGUAACUCGGUGCUUCACCUCGCAGCAGUUGCAGGUAACUGGAAGUUGGUGGAACAUUUGAUACAAAAAGGUGCACGUGAAAACAUGGUAGACAGCAAAGGUUUGUCCAUUUUGCACAGAUUUGUUACUGAUGCAAAGAGAGAAAUGUACAAUUAUGCCCAUUCUCUGGAUACGAUCAUCGCUUCUAGUGUUGACUUAAACGCCUUGGACCCUCGGGGUAACACAGCAUUACAAAUUGCAGCAAAACGUAGGCUGAUGGGCAUUGUGGACCGCCUAAUAGACAGCACUGAAAAUCCAAACACAAAAGAUGAUGAGGGCUUUACUCUUCUGCUGAGAGUAUCACAAACGCCCUCGCCAGAAUGUCUUUCUAUUUGUCAGCGUCUGGUGCAGAAAGGUGCUGACAUCAACAUCUGCUCCCCAGAUGGCGAAUCAGCUCUUCAUCUUGCUUUCAAAAACAACAACUGGCCUGUAGUAGAAUUACUGAUGAACAGCGGGGCUCGAUUUGAGGUUGAAAUUUUGGAAGGUCUUCAUCCUGUGCACAAUCUAAUAGAACAUUUCACAUCUUCAGAGGACAAUCAACUGACACUGAUGACAUUGUUAACACAGAGUGGAUUUUCGGUUAGCACACAAGAUUCAAAGGGAAAGACACCAGCAGAACUGGCAUUCACACUCAAAAAGUGGAAACUUCUCAAACACCUUUUAGAAUCAGGAGCUCAUUUAAUUCUCAGAAAGGGAAACUCAUAUUUUCAUGAAUUUGCAAAAUGCACUUCUCCUGAAGACAUGACCGAUAUUACACGUCUCUUGCUUAGCCGUGGUUUCGACAUAAACCUCAGAAACGACGAGGGUGAUACGCCUGUCCAUGUGGCGGCUGAUAAAGGCAACUGGGACACUGUAAAAACAUUUAUGGAGCACGGCGCCAAUACAAACAUGCUUGACACUAGAGGUUAUUGUCUGCUUCAUAAGCUUCUUAACUGUGAACGUUUUGGUGACCAGGUUAUUGUAAGGGCCGUCUAUCUACAAAUCAUACGUAGAACUCGUAAGGACAUUAGUAACACACGGCGAAGACGUCAACCGCCGAGGGCCAGACAACAAGACAGCCUUGCAAUUAGCUGUUGGCAACCACGAAUGGAAGAUGGUCGGAGAGUUAAUUUCAUUAGGAGCUGUUUUUGAACUCAGUGAAGAUGAAAAACUGUCAGCCUUGGAACACCUCUUAUUGUUUUGAUUGGGAAGGUGUCGCCAGGGAAAAGUUGUAUCCUUUCUUAAAAUACAUUACAAAUGAUGGUUCUGCUAUUAACAUCUCUUUCCAAGAAGAACACGGAUAUGUUGACCCCAAAACUUUGCUGCGGAAAGAGCGUAGAGAAUGCUAAUUGGAAGAUGGCAAUUGCCUUAGUUGAAUAUGGAGCAGACGUGAUUCAGAUGCUCAGAGAUGAGGCGCUCUUAGAGCUGAUGAUGUCCAGAUAUUUGCAGGUUGAUCACAAAAGGUGGAUGUGUUUUCUUGAUUUAUUGAUUUCCAGAGGUCUUGACAUCAAUACCAAACUUACAGAUCGAUCUGGAAUACUCCUCUAUGAUGAAGCUGUCAGAAGCUUAGGAGAAAAUAAAGAGAAUGUUACCAGUUGUUUGUUCAGUGCACUGCUGGAAAGGGGAGCCGAUCCACUUCUUGUCGACUGUAGAGGACACACACUACUCAGAACAGCCAUGGACUUUGAUGGACAGCGCACUCUGAAUGCUCUAAAGAAACUUCUUCCUGCUGGGGUGACAACGCAUCAACCGAGGCUUACAGAGGAGAGUUUGCUUUCGCACAGAAGUUCCUCUAAAGUAACUGUCUCGCCCACAGAAAGAGCGGUACAGCUCCGACACAUCUCCGCAGUCAAGCUACUGAUCCAAUCAGGCGCAAGUUCAAACGCAGAGUUAUUUCGUUUGAAUACAGAAUACCAAGUGAAGCUUGCUGGAAGAGCAGACACGAAUGACAAUAUCAGAGAGCUCCUUCAGGUUUUGAAUGAUGCUGCCAGUGAGCCCCACUCACUUCAAUCACUAUGUCGUUUAUCGGUCUCACAUUGGCUUGGUUGUGGGCCUGGCAGGGCAGACAAACUCAAAAACUUGACGAUUCCUUCUUUGUUAAAAAACCUUAUAUCUUUUUGUGAUUUGCUGUCCACAGAUCUUUUUUUCAAUGAAAGUGAAGAUUUCAUCCCGAGAUUCUCAGAAGGCAAUGGUGACUUUAUUUCCAUUAACUAUUACAGGUAUAAUGAUGGCACCCUAUUCUGUGGAAGCAUGUCCACUCUUACAUCUGAUUCAGAUGACCCAUAUUAUUCUGGCGGUGAAUAUAACUGACCCUUCCAUUCAAAUUUUGACAUUUUUAGAUUAAUCACAUACCUGCACAUCAACUUCGACAACAGCUUCAUUGUCAUCAUCAUCCUCAACAACCUUUGUUACAUCAAAGGGACCGACUUAAGCAAAGACUCGCUGACCGAGUUUGGUACAACGUGUGUACAGUCGUAGUGUAUCUGAUGCUAAAUUAAAUAUACAGGAUUGUGUCAGGAUGUUGAGACUAAAAGAAAGGUUAUUAACAAACUGAUGUUGCUGAAAAAGAAAUUACUGGAUCUUAUUCCGACCACCAUUCUAAUCUUCACCAAGUUAUAUCAUCAUCAUCAGUAUUAUUACUAAUUCCUUCUUGUAUAACCCUUUUUCUCCGUCUUUCAAAAACAUUUUUAUGAUAUUUUUAGUAAAAGUAUAAAACUACCCCAAGAAUCAGAAGAACCAUCGUUAAGGAUCCAGUCUUCCUGCUUAUCUAUGAAACUUGUCUUUCACGACUGCUGCAUCACUUCACUAAGCUAAAGUCCCUUAAACCAUUUCAGUCGGCUUGUUGUGAACACCACUUAUUAACACAGCUAUGAUAAAUGAUAUGAUGUAACUUUUGAAAUGAUUUCAGGAAAUAUAUUCUACUCUCUCAAUUAUUUGAUUUUGACUAACAAGUUGAAUCUUCAUGGAGCUUCAUAACCGAAAUACUUCUUGUGAUCGAGGUCAGAUUACAGUUCUGUUGAAAUUUGAUCUGUUAGUUGCUUUUAACACUGUUGACCAUCACAUUCCAACAAAUUCAAUCAACUUUCCAUCUUUGUUGGACUAAUCAUGAUCAACCGUAUGUUCCGUAUGUGUUGCUGUAUAUGCCCAUGUUUUGAUAUCAUUUAUUAUUUAUGUGUUACAAGAUAAAACAAUUAUAUUUCAGGAAAACAAUUACUUUAUUUUGAGCAUGAUUUGAUUGAACGUUUUAAAAUGUGCUCUUUUUUCUAUGCACCCUACUUGUAUUUGUAGACUUAUGAAGAUUGUUGUUUGAACAUUUCAGUUAUAUUACUCAUACGACUUCUUAGUAUGAAUAGGUUGGCAUUAUAUUGGAAAAUAUGCAUUGUUUAUGCAUAAAAAAGUGAACAGAUUUUCAAAAAAUUGCAAGCAUCGAUAAAUGCUAUUUUUGUGUCUGAAAAUUUUUCUGCAAAAUUUUUUAAACAAUUCUGUUCUACGUGACAAAUUUCACUUUCUUUUAAGUGAUUUGGUUUGUCACAUUUACACAAGAACCAGAAACAAAAGGUAUAAGAUGUUCUUUAGUUAUCACUCAUUGAAGCCAUUGAGCAAUCAGAGUGGUUGCAUAUUAUUUCUUGCAAAGUUGAUGUGCACUUUAUCAUUCACCAAAAGGAUAAAUAUUUGUUAUCCUGUUUGACUAUUCAAAGCUUUAACAGCUUUCGGUAGCUUUGACCAUAUACGCACUUUGAUGAUACAGAUUAAUGUAUAUCAUUAUGUACUGACUGCCAGCACAACAUUUCUUUGUAUAAUUUAAUAAUGUUUGAGUACUUUGAUGAUACUUUUUUCGUAUAUAAAUGUUUGACAAUGUU
Molecule: messenger RNA, 9581 nt
Organism: Pomacea canaliculata
Lineage: Eukaryota; Metazoa; Mollusca; Gastropoda; Architaenioglossa; Ampullariidae
Exons: 6
Coding region: 298-6873 (2191 amino acids)
Molecular function (GO): protein binding
Source: RefSeq, a predicted model, not a curated record